GAAACUGGCACUCUUUGCAGAAACCGCGAGCCGAGGUGUGAUCUGUUUUUGUUACCCAGAUCGCUAAAAAUUAUUUAUACGAUGUGCCUGUGAUUUUAUUUCCAAAGUUUCAAGUUUAUUUCCAGUGAAGGACGAAACGGUCGCGUUUGAUUGAUUCUUUUAGCCGGGCAUGUAUGAGGUAACUUAUUUGGCUGAUGUUUCAAUGCAGGUGUCCUGUUUAUCUUAUUUACGUCGGUUAUAUUUGGGUUCAUCGGUUUUUGCUUUUACUUAUGUUUGGAGUGGUGAAUCCAUUUAAAGGAUGAAUGAGACCUGCAACCUCACCUUCACACAAGGCAUCCUACACCUUCAGUUAGCCACAGCGAUCCCCACCUUCAUCGUUGGGGUUGUGGGGAACAUCUACGUAUUUGCGAUGUUCUGUCGGCGUCCCAGAAAAGACUGGACUUCCAUGAUGGUCUACAUCAUGAACAUGGCCAUCGCUGACUGCGUCGUGUUAUUGUUGCUUCCCGUGAGGAUAAAGUCCUACUAUGAAGACUCGAGGAAAAUCUGGAAACUAUGGGACCAUUCCAACAAGGAACUGUGUUACGUUCUCGUGUCGAUGCAUUUCGUCAACAUGUACGUGAGUAUCUUCACAAUGACGGCCAUAAGCGUGGUGCGUUACUUGGCCAUCAAGUAUCCCAUCAGGGCCAGGAGUGUUUUGUCCUGUAAAAUAGCCCUGUUGGUCUGUGUGCUCAUAUGGGUGAUCAUCUGCUCUUUAAGUGCUUGUUUUCACUACGUGGAUAAGAUCGAAGACAACACGACCAAUUUUAAGUGCUUUCAGAAGAACAAACCAAAGGCACUUGACGUGAGCUUCAUCCUGGUGUUGGUCAUAGUUGGGUUCCUGUUACCCCUUCUGAUCAUGUUGUAUUGCUCCAGUAAAAUCGUUUAUACCCUCCGGAAGCAGUUAGACGUUGGAUCUCGUUCUGAGAAGAUUCAAUGCAUAUUUAUCAUCAGUGCCAAUUUAAUUGUUUUUGUCAUAUGUUUCUUUCCAGUCCACUUUGGGUUUCUUUAUAAGUUCCUUUUGCAAGAGCAUAAAUACAGUUGCGAUGCACAGGAUUUUGCGCACAACUUUGUGCACGCUGCCACGGGCUUGUCCAUCAUGAACUCCGGUCUGGACUGCUUCAGUUAUUAUUUUGCAAACAAAACGACGUGGAAUAUUUGUGGCUUGAAUAAAACAAAAGACAGUGGCGAAGAUAACGUUGCACUUCAAGACUGAAUUUGUAGUCGCUUCUAGACGUGUAAAUGCUGCGUUCACAUUAGCAGCGACUUUAUUGCUGCAUGUUGCCAGGGACGGGCGCUUAGUUUGCCAGUAGGGUUGGGGAUCAGUUGGACUUCAACAAUUUCGCUUCUGAUCAAUUCCGCUUCCAAUUUUGUUGUUUAGUAACCGUGUUUUUGUCAGCUUGAGUACCCUUUCUAUUACUAUAGUUUAUCUAAGUUGGAUAGUUGUUACGUGGCUCGCAUCUUCACUAACGUUUACAAUAUGCGUUCAUAUAGCAAGGAAGGCCCUGGCAGAUCACAGUUGAAACACGACACAGACUUUCUUAACCCUUGUGCAUCAAUUUAAAAAAGUUAUACAUAGGUUCACAGGGGACAAAAAUGUCCAUGUCCAAAAAGUGUCAUAAAAAUAUUAUAAUUUAUAUUUUUUUCCACUUUCACUGAUGCUAUUUUUUUUAACCAGCAUCAGCUCUAAUCACAAUGACCAAACAUUCAUUAAUUUUCAGAAUUUUAACCCUUUAAAUGCUGGUUUGUUUACACAAUGCCACUGCUGUUUUUUUAUGAAAAAAAGAAAAUUUUUAAUUAUUUUCAAUUUAGUAAAUGCUAAGCAGAUUUUUUUUCUUUGAGUAUUACAGCCUUGGAUAUGUCAAUGAUUAACAACAACAUUAAUUUUUAUGCAUUCAUAUUUUUUAUGCAGUAUCAGAUUUAAAAAAAAGUUACCUCUCAGGUCCAUAAAGGACAAAAAUGUCCAUGUCAAAAAAGUGUCAUAAAAAUAUUAUAGAUUAAUAUUUU
Messenger RNA from Paramisgurnus dabryanus, 2043 nucleotides. RefSeq names its product G protein-coupled receptor 35, tandem duplicate 2 (gene gpr35.2). The record is from RefSeq and is a predicted model, not a curated record. Gene Ontology annotation, molecular function: G protein-coupled receptor activity. Lineage: Eukaryota; Metazoa; Chordata; Actinopteri; Cypriniformes; Cobitidae. Gene Ontology annotation, cellular component: plasma membrane. Gene Ontology annotation, biological process: phospholipase C-activating G protein-coupled receptor signaling pathway; positive regulation of Rho protein signal transduction.